AUGGCCGUUGCAAAUGGCCACCUCGACCCCCCGAGCGACGUCUUCGCCGCCACCUCGGUGGCUGAGCUCCAUGCCGCCCUCCAGCAGCUGCACCACCAGGAAGCCACCGUCACGCAGCGCCUCAACACGCUCAUCGCAUCGCAGAAGGACCUGUCGCGCGAACUCGGCCGUCUCGACCUCCUCCGCGCCCACCUCGGCUCCCAGGCCGUCAACACGCGCGCCAUCAGCAAUGGCAUGCUCUCGGACGCUGCCUCGACUGCGAACCGCAUCUCGAGCGCCGUGAAGCGCCUGGACCAGGAGCAGACCAACGUCAAGGCGACGCUGGAGGUGGUCGAGCAGGUCGCCGAGCUCAAGGCAUGCGUGCUGGGCGUCCAUGGCUCCAUGGGCGCCCCGCAGGACUGGGAGACGGCCGCCAGCUAUCUCAGUCGCGCCUCCAAGAUACCCGACGAGGUUGUGAACGGCAGCUUUGCAGAGGAGAUUGUGCCGACUGCAGAGGUGCCCGACCCGCCGCGGGUCACGCUGGACGCCGCCGCCGAGUCGCUGUGUGGCCUGUUCCUGCGCGAGUUUGAAAAGGCUGCAAAGGAAGGCGACGGCUCCAAAGUCACGCGCUUCUUCAAGCUGUUCCCCUUGAUUGGACGAACAAACGUCGGCCUGGAUGCGUACGGACGAUAUGUCUGCCAGGGCGUAGCUGCCAGGGCGCGAGCCAACUUCAAUUCGGCCCCGCCAGCUCAGAGAAAAGAGGGCUUCUUCUACGGCAACACCAUCACGAAGCUCUUCGAACACAUUGCCCAAAUCGUAGACGGCCAUGAGCCACUCGUAGAACAACACUACGGGCCCGGCAUGAUGGCCAAAGUCAUCGAGCGACUGCAGAUAGAAGCCGACGUUCAAGGUGGCAUCAUGCUCGACACCUGGCAUGAUGAACGCAACAUUGACCGCAAGCUCACCGACAUCAAGUCGUAUGCCUACUCUUUCCUCGUCCAGAGCUUCUUUCCUACUCAGAAGCCUGCUGGUGGUACUCCUCGCUCGAACUCACCCGCCAAUGCAGUGCGCACGAGCGAAGACGAGGGCGUCAACAUGAAAGAAGUCGAUGGCCUACUUGGGGAGAGUGCUCUGAUGCUUGGGAGGUGGGCCUUGUACUCGAGGUUCAUCUCCGACAAGUGCGCUUCUUCCCAACCUGAAGAGCGCAUCGAUCACGGUCUGGUGAUGCCAGAAUUCUUGGCCACAAGCAAUCUCCAGAAAAAGGUCUCGAGCCACCUAGUCGAGCCCUUCAACGUCAUGACACAGUUCUUUUUCCGGCGCUCUGUGGAAAAGGCCUUCCAGCUCGACGAAUCACCGUCAGAUCUCACACUCAACCCGUCAAAACCACUUGGCUCGAACCCACCGUUCAUCACUUCUGCGGUAGACGAUGUCAUGUACAUCGUCAACCAAGUCUUACAGAGGACGCUAGCCACUUCGCAACGUGCUAUCAUCGCCAACGUGGAGCCUACAAUCGCCCACAUCCUAGGUAACGACUUCAUUGGCAUGAUCCAACGGAAGAUGCGCGACGAGUGCUAUCCCAAGCCUGUCAUACAAGGUGGGCUGCCUCCUGAGAGCAAAGUCAUUGCAUUCCUACUCCUCACCAAUAAUCUCGAUGUGUCCAACGACUACGUCAAGCGCAUCAUUGACCAGCAACUCAACAAGCGCCCUCAAUCUGAUGAUGAGGAUACCAAAUCACCUUUGCAGGAGCUCUACCCUUUUGGACAUGAUGCCGUCUUCGUUGAGGGUAGAUUGAAAGCUCUACAAAACGGCUUCGUGUCGAAGAGUAGUGAGCUGAUCAACGAUGGAAUCACUGUUCUGUUCUCCGAGGUGCUCAAACCCCGCAUUCGGCCAAUUUUGGCCGAGGCCUUCCGCGAUAUCGAUUAUGCCCCACAAGAAGAUGAAGACGACAUGGACGACGACGAGGAUGAUGACACUGAUCUGGUCAAGUCUCGUUUUGAUCGAGGCUGGGGCGUCGUGAUUCGUCCCAUCAAGCGCAUCUUGACUGCUGCGAACUUUGACCGCUUGCUUACGUUAGCCCUAAACUACCUCGCUAGCGCACUCGAGAAGCGCAUUAGAAGCUACUACGGACGAGUUAACGAGCUGGGAGCUGUUCGCCUGGAGCGUGACAUUGCAGGUAUCAUCGCCGCCGCUGUUGCCGGUGGUAAAUAUGGUCUCCGCGACGCUUUCACCAAAUGUACGCAGAUGACGCUGAUCAUGAACAUGGAGGAUGAUGAAUGGCAAGAGGUUGCCGAAAAAACCACCGAUGAUUCCGGCAUGUCAUGGGUCCUCGACGCAGAAGAGAGGAAAAGAUGUCCUAUCUACACUGGAUAUUCUGCGCAGCGUCACGAACCGUUCUCGACAGGCAAAUAUGGACUUUCUGACAUGCGGCCUAUCGCGCCGUGCCGGACAUUUCGCGUUCAGGAGAUUGAAGACGAAAUUGAGAGAUUGAAGAAUGUCAUCGUGGAUCCUGACCUCUUCCGUCUGUUCCAAAAUAGCUGGCCGAGCACGCUGGACACCACAGUUGGGUGGCACGGCUGGUCGAAUGCAACUACUGUGGCUGCCGACGGCACAAUCAAAGAGGGGAUGAAAGAAGAGUUGACUUUCCUCAUCACGGGCGAUAUCGAGGCCAUCCUCGACAGCCUUGCCAGCCUGUUCCGAGGGGCGAUCAACUUGCAGGCGCGAUACAUCCUAUCGAACCCCUUCUGCAACGCCUUCCAAGCCCCAGAUGAAAGUGGCAUAGUUCGGAAGAGCAGUCAAAAUAGUGACACGAUCUCGCCACCGUAUGAUUACUUUAGAGUCUUCUCAUGCCAAUGGGAGCUCGAUUCAGUUGCCUCGUUCCUGCAGCUAUCUACAGACUACGUAACUGCCACCGGCGACUUCGAAUUCUUUCAGAAGUCUUCAAACUGGACCAAGGCUGUCGACCUUAUUCUUCAAACAGCAGAGAGCAUGAUGAUUGAUUCCUACGAUGACGAUGGCAAAUGGCAACACACGCCCUACACCUAUUGUGCUCCUUACGGCGGCACGCCCAUCAACAACUGUAAUGGUUCCCCGCACCGAGGGCAUAUUGGCCUCGUCCGCUCCUUCCACCGUCCCAGCGACGAUGCGUGUAUCUACCAAUACUUGGUCCCCUCCAACAUGAUGUUCAGCUCCGCCCUCAACACUUCGUCAAACAUAAUGUCUCGCAUCGAACCUGCCGACGGUAAGCUCACUUCCCGAAUGCGUGAAAUGGCCACUGGCAUCAAUCGCGGCAUCGUGGACCAUGCUAUCAUAACCGACCCGAAAUAUGGCAAAAUCUACGCCUUCGAGGUCGACGGGUAUGGUUCCCAUAUCUCAAUGGACGAUCCGAACGUCCCCUCUCUACUAUCGGCCCCCUUCCUCUCUUACACUACUGUUCACGACCCCGUCUAUCAAAACACACGACGCAAGAUCCUGUCCCGAGAUAAUCCGUACUUCUCACGCGGACCCGUCAUCACGGGCCUGGGAUCCCCGCACACCUGGCCAGGAAAAGCCUGGCCUAUGGCAAACAUCAUGACUAUCCUCACCAGCGAGGACGAUGCGGAAAUCAUAUCGAACCUCAAGAUGCUGCUGUCAAGUACCAGUGGGCUAGGACUGAUGCAUGAGAGCGUGGACAGCCACCAAGAGGGGAGUUACACGAGGAGUUGGUUCAGCUGGGCGAACGGGCUUUUUGGCCAAGUCAUUCUGGAUCUAGAGAAGCGAAGGCCGUGGGUUUUGGAGAUGAGCUUUCAGGAGUGA
Molecule: messenger RNA, 3771 nt
Organism: Parastagonospora nodorum SN15
Lineage: Eukaryota; Fungi; Ascomycota; Dothideomycetes; Pleosporales; Phaeosphaeriaceae
Exons: 4
Coding region: 1-3771 (1256 amino acids)
Biological process (GO): carbohydrate metabolic process
Source: RefSeq, a predicted model, not a curated record